Eremomyces bilateralis CBS 781.70 is the source of this 1293-nucleotide messenger RNA. Its product is annotated as urease accessory protein UreG. Gene Ontology annotation, molecular function: GTPase activity; nickel cation binding. The record is from RefSeq and is a predicted model, not a curated record. NCBI's taxonomy places the organism in Eukaryota, Fungi, Ascomycota, Dothideomycetes, Eremomycetales, Eremomycetaceae. The transcript is spliced from 2 exons. The coding region runs from base 228 to 1013 and encodes 261 amino acids.
GGCUGAACAGGGCACGUCCGUCCAUUCCUACUAUGUAAAUCCGCUGGCGAUAGCGGAGCCCCACUCAGCUGCGGGCGAAGAACCCUGAGCACAACAGCUCUGAACCCCUCUAACGAACGAGAUAUCUCCUCGCUCUACAAAGAAACCCAUAAACCGCCGCAAACUCUCAUAUAUAAUUAAACCCGCGUCUCCGAGUUUCGAUAUCCCUCUUCCCUCCGAUCGCCCCAAUGGCAUCCGCCCACAGCCACGACGGCACCACCCAUUCGCACUCCCAUGCCGCCGCCGACCAUGGCCACACCCACGAGAUCCUGGACGGGCCGGGAUCGUAUCUGGGCCGGGAGAUGCCUCUGAUCGAGGGGCGGAACUGGGAUGAUCGGGCGUACACGAUUGGGAUAGGCGGACCUGUCGGCUCCGGCAAAACCGCCCUCAUGCUCGCCCUCUGCCAAUCCCUCCGCGCUACGCACUCCCUCGCCGCCGUCACCAACGACAUUUUCACCCGCGAAGACUGCGAGUUCCUCCUCCGCCACUCCGCCCUCCCGUCCUCCCGCCUCCGCGCCAUCGAAACCGGCGGCUGCCCACACGCCGCCGUGCGCGAGGACAUCUCCACCAACCUCGCCGCUCUGGAGGACCUACACCGCGACCAUGACCCGGACCUGCUGCUUAUCGAGAGCGGCGGGGAUAACCUGGCGGCGAACUACAGUCGCGAGCUGGCGGACUUCAUCAUCUAUGUGAUCGACGUGGCUGGGGGGGAUAAGGUGCCGCGGAAAGGGGGGCCGGGGAUCACGGGGAGUGAUCUGCUGGUGGUGAAUAAGACGGAUUUGGCGGAGCUGAUCGGGGCGGAUUUGGGCGUGAUGGAGCGGGAUGCGCGGCGGAUGAGGGAGGGGGGGCCGACGAUCUUUGCGCAGGUGAAGAAUGGGAAGAAUGUGGAUGCCAUUGUGGAGUUAAUUUUGAGCGGGUGGAGGGCGAGUGGGGCGACGCAGGCGGCGAGGUGGGCGCAGAGGAAUAAGAAGUAGGGGGUGGUGAGGAGACAUGGUUUGGCAUAGUAUGGUCAUCGUAUUAUACGCUGCCGAAGGCAUUGCAGAUAGAUUGUUACAAGAGGUGUUACAUGGGGACAGGCGUUAGAUGCCCAUCCUUAUCAUACUUCGCUUCUGUUCAUCGUUAGCAUCGCUCCAAUCCCAUCGGCCCAUCCAACUCACUAAAAAACGUAUAACUCAACGUCACCUCCCCAACAUUCCGACAAUUCCGAUCCUCCAUGAUCCCUUUAUCGAUGUAGAAAAACACCGGCAUAUCCAC